CGCAUCAACCCGGAGUUCAUCAAGAGUCAGUAGUCGGCAAACUCCUCCCUCCAGCAAAGUGCGCGCGUCCGCCACGACUCCACCACCAUGGCCAGCGACAUCUCCUUGGAUCCGGUGUGCCAGACGGGCGGGGAGCCGCAGGGCCGCUUCCGAAUCAGCCGCCUCACUUCGUGCGAGGAGGCGGCCGCAGCAGACGCGGACUCGCCCUCGUACGAGAGCACCCAGCAGCAGCAGCUGUACGGCACGCAGUCGAGCUCCACCUCGUCCAUGCGCACGUUCGGCCACAACACCCUGGACGCGGUGCCGCGCCUCGACUACUACUGCAACACGCAUGUGGCAGGGGCAACGCGAAAGCAGCGCCCUUCGCUCGCCGCGCUGCAUGGCCUCGAGGGGCUGGGGGUCAACUUCGGAAGGGGCGACUUCGAGAAUGCGGAGCCGACGCCGGAGGAAGAGGCGGCGGCGGAGAUCGAGGUGAAGGCGAACCUCAAGAAGAUGAAGGAGUACAAACCCGUGCGCUUCGGAUGGGUCAAGGGGGUCAUGAUCCGGUGCAUGCUCAAUAUCUGGGGUGUGAUUCUCUACCUGCGCCUUCCAUGGAUCACGGGCCAGGCAGGCAUCGGACUGACGUGGGUCAUCAUCAUCAUGUCCGUGGUGGUCACCAGCAUCACCGGCCUCUCCAUCUCCGCCAUCUCCACCAAUGGAAAGGUCAAGUCCGGUGGAACGUACUUCCUCAUCUCGCGCAGCCUGGGCCCCGAGCUGGGCGGCUCCAUCGGCCUCAUCUUCGCCUUCGCCAACGCGGUGGCGGUGGCCAUGCACACCGUGGGCUUUGCGGAGACCGUGCGCGACCUCAUGCUCGAAAACAGUGUGAUUAUCGUGGACUUCGUCAACGACAUCCGCAUCAUCGGCAUCAUCACGGUCGUCCUCCUCCUGGGCAUCUCGCUGGCCGGCAUGGAGUGGGAGGCCAAGGCCCAGGUCGUCUUCUUUUUCGUCAUCAUGGUGUCGUUCGUCAACUACAUCGUGGGCACCAUCAUCCCGGCCACCGAGGAGAAGCAGUCCAAGGGCUUCUUCAGCUACCGCUCGGACAUUUUUGCCACGAACUUUGUGCCGGCAUUCCGCGGCACCAACAACAAUUUCUUUGGGAUGUUCUCCAUCUUCUUCCCAUCGGCGACCGGCAUCCUGGCCGGAGCGAACAUCUCCGGGGAUCUCAAGAACCCGGCGGUGGCGAUUCCCAAGGGAACCAUGAUGGCCAUUUUUUGGACCACCGUCUCCUACAUAAUCAUCUCGGCAACAAUCGGCGCGUGCGUGCUGCGCGAUGCCUCCGGCGACAUGAACGACACGCUCGCCGUGCUGGGCGUGGGGGGGGAGUGCACGGGCCUCGACUGCAAGUACGGCUGGAACUUCUCGGCCUGCACGGCCACCGAGACCUGCACCUACGGCCUCUACAACCACUACCAGGCCAUGAGCCUGGUGUCCGGCUUCGCCCCGCUCAUCACGGCCGGGAUCUUCGGCGCCACGCUCUCCUCCGCCCUCGCUUGCCUCGUCAGCGCUCCCAAGGUCUUCCAGUGCCUGUGCAGGGACCAGCUGUACCCAGGCAUCAGCUUCUUUGGCCGUGGCUUCGGCAAAAACGACGAGCCCAUCCCGGGCUACGUCCUCACCUUCUUCAUCGCGGCCGGGUUCAUCCUUAUUGCUGAGCUGAACACCAUUGCGCCCAUCAUCUCCAACUUCUACCUGGCCUCCUACGCGCUCAUCAACUUCUCCUGCUUCCACGCCUCCAUCACCAACUCCCCAGGGUGGCGCCCGUCCUUCCGCUUCUACAACAAGUGGGUGGCGCUGUUCGGCGCCGUCAUCUCGGUGGUGAUCAUGUUCCUGCUUACCUGGUGGGCGGCGCUCAUCGUGGUGGGCAUCGUCGUCUUCCUCCUCGCCUACGUCACCUACAAGAAGCCAGACGUCAACUGGGGCUCCUCGGUGCAGGCGAGCUCCUACAACAUGGCGCUGGGCUACGUCGUGAGCCUCAACGCCGUGGAGGACCACAUCAAGAACUUCCGACCCCAGUGCCUCGUCCUCACCGGGCCCCCCAACUGCCGGCCGGCCCUCGUGGACUUCGUGUCGACGUUCACCAAGAACCAGAGUCUCAUGAUCUGCACCAACGUCCUGGUGGGGUCGCGCAAGGACAAGCUGCCGGAGCUGAACGCGCCGGGCCACGUCGCAUGGCUCAACAAGCGCAAAGUGAAGACGUUCUACCGGCCCGUGGUGGCCGACGACGUGCGCUCCGGAGUCCACAUCCUCAUGCAGGGUAGCGGCCUGGGCAAGAUGCGGCCAAACGUCCUCUUCAUGGGCUUCAAGAAGAACUGGCAGGUGGACCACCCUCGCAACAUGGACAACUACGUCAACAUCAUGCACGACGCGCUGGAGUUCAGCUUUGGCCUCUGCGUGCUGCGGAUGAAGGAGGGGUUGGACAUCUCCCGCAUCAAGCGAGCCCACGUGAACCACGCAUUUGACGAUGGCGAGGUCAAGGUGCAAAUGGAGAGUACAAACGGAAACUCCAUCACGAACGGGGACGAAGACUUGGCCAUGGAGGCGGAGCAGGCGAGCACCAUCUUCCAGAGCAAGCAGGAGAAGAAGACGAUUGACGUGUACUGGCUCUUCGAUGACGGCGGGCUCACCCUCCUCAUCCCCUACCUCCUGACUCGCAAGAAGCGCUGGAGAGACUGCAAGGUGCGCGUCUUCGUGGGCGGCCACAUCAUCCGGCUCGACGAAGAGCGGCGCUCCAUGGUGACUCUGCUGGAGCAGUUCCGCUUGGGAUUCAAAGAUAUCCAAAUCCUGCCUGACCUCAACCAGAAGCCAAGGCCCGAACACAUGAAGCGGUUUGAGGACAUGGUGGCUCCAUAUCAGCUCAACGAUGGAUUCAAGGAGGAGGAGGUCGUGAACGAGAUGCGGAAAGAUUGCCCCUGGAAGAUUUCCGAUGCGGAGCUGAAACAGUUCAAGGAGAAGACGACGCGCCAGGUGCGGCUGAACGAGAUCCUGCUGGACUACUCGCGGGACUCGGCCCUCGUCAUCGUGUGCAUGCCGUUGCCUCGGAAGGGCGUCUGCCCCAGCGCGCUCUACAUGGCCUGGCUGGAGACCAUCUCGCAAGACCUGCGCCCGCCCGUGCUGCUCAUGCGCGGCAACCAGGAGAACGUGCUCACCCUGUACUGCCAGUGACGGCGACGCCGCGGGGUCCUGGCGCCGCUCGCGAGCGCCGACGGGCCCGGCCGUGUCUCCCGCGUGUGUCCCCCCCACCCCCCCCCCCCCACCCCCCGCGUCGCCCCUCAUGUCCCCCCCCAAACGUCUACCUCCCUGCUUGGCAUCUCUCCCUCUCCGAGCUGUCCCCUGGCUUAGAGUGUUCCUCUCCCCGUGCAUGCCGCGUUCAGGACGUGUAAAUAGAAUGGAGCUUCUCUCAGGUAGAGUGGAGCCGCGUGACACCAAUCGCCGGUGCGACGAAGUGACGCUGCGUGGCCUCCCUGGCCCUGCCGCUUAUGAGCCGAGUGAAUCUGCGAAUCUGUGUGGUGCAUGACGGCCGCACAGCCUCCCCCCACCCCCACCCCCCCCCCACGAUGCAGGCCAUGUGCACCGACGGCUCCGUGUGAAGUGAAAAAUAGGGCGGAGGUGCAGUCCCCGUGAGAUGAUGCCACGCUGAAGCCGCAGCUCCGCUCCACGUGCAACUUUGAAGCGCAAAGCGCCGUUGGGGGAUGUUUCUUGUAUUUAGGUCGCGAAAUAGGAAUGCGCAGCCUUUACCAACGGGAGACUCGACGCUAUCGAUGCGGAGAUCCGUCACCGGCGCGUGCCUCCAAAAGCCUGCUUGCGACGAGCUCUGCCCGUGUCACCGCGUGCCUCGCUGUUCACGCUCACCGCUCGCGUGGCGCAACUCGUCGCUCACCAUGGACCACACGCUCGCCCGAAGGCGCUCGCCGUCAGCUGGCACACUCGACGCCAAGGGCACUCGCAACCCACAACUCGGCACUCACCAGACACUCACUUGACCCCCGUCGCUCGCGUGAAACUCGCCUCUCGCCGUCCACCAGACACGUGCGACGCGAAUGAAGAAACGUGCAAGGAGUGGCGCACGACGCGGCGGAACGCCAAGCGUCAGCACGACGCGGCGGAACGCCAAGCGUCAGCACGACGCGGCGUGUCGCCGGCUCGCUGCCGUCUCCCCGGGGUCUGUCCGCCCAGCGGCGAUGCAGAGCGGCACGACCACGGUGGAGCAGGCGCCCUCGCGGAGGGGGUGCGGGGAGAGGGGGGGGAGUUCGCUCGAGUGCACGAGGCGCCUCCCGUCGAACAACCGCAGGGCUGCACGUUGACCUGUUCUUGGUGCACCACACACCGUGAACACGGCGGGGCGAAUGCCGAUCCGCAGCCUGGCCGAUCAAAAACGGGGGCAAGCGCGCGUGUGUGUGUGUGUGCGAUUGCGUGUGUGUGUGUGUGCGAUUGCGCGCGCGUGUGUGUGUGUGUGCGAU
Molecule: messenger RNA, 4493 nt
Organism: Petromyzon marinus (sea lamprey)
Lineage: Eukaryota; Metazoa; Chordata; Hyperoartia; Petromyzontiformes; Petromyzontidae
Product: solute carrier family 12 member 3-like
Biological process (GO): chloride transmembrane transport; potassium ion import across plasma membrane; chloride ion homeostasis
Cellular component (GO): apical plasma membrane
Molecular function (GO): sodium:potassium:chloride symporter activity
Source: RefSeq, a predicted model, not a curated record